Messenger RNA from Gryllus bimaculatus (two-spotted cricket), 270 nucleotides. Lineage: Eukaryota; Metazoa; Arthropoda; Insecta; Orthoptera; Gryllidae. The record is from the annotation of a GenBank genome assembly.
AUGGCUGCGCUCGCGGGAGCUCUGCUGCGGGCGGCGCUGCUGCCGCCGCUGCUGCUGGCGCUGCUGCUGGAGUGCCGCGCGGGCGCCGAGCCGCCGCCGCCGCCCCCGCCGCGCGCCCUGCCGGGCGACGGGGACGCCGCCCUCUCCCCUGCGCCCGUCGGCGGGCGUGGAGCGUCGGCGCGCGUGCGCAGCUGGGCUGCGGUGGGGCGCGUCGGGCCGGACGAGCGGAGGGUGGCCGCCGAGCGCCGUUUGGUAUGCGCGCGCAAUUAG